Messenger RNA from Rhinichthys klamathensis goyatoka, 8144 nucleotides. Its product is annotated as E3 SUMO-protein ligase RanBP2-like. The record is from RefSeq and is a predicted model, not a curated record. NCBI's taxonomy places the organism in Eukaryota, Metazoa, Chordata, Actinopteri, Cypriniformes, Leuciscidae. Bases 25 to 8103 code for a protein of 2692 amino acids. Gene Ontology annotation, cellular component: cytoplasm; nuclear pore. Gene Ontology annotation, biological process: NLS-bearing protein import into nucleus; protein peptidyl-prolyl isomerization. Gene Ontology annotation, molecular function: peptidyl-prolyl cis-trans isomerase activity; protein binding; GTPase activator activity. The transcript has 24 exons.
GAGAAGGAGAGUUUGACAGCAGUCAUGAGGAGGAAUAAAGCGGACGUGGAGAGAUAUAUUUCUGCAUUUCAAAGCUCCUCUCCCUCUCAGAAAGAGAAUUCAGUGAAAGGGUUUCUGUUUGCCAAACUUUACUUUGAGGCUAAAGAAUAUGAGCUUGCUAAAAGGCAUGUUUCGGAGUAUUUGACUGUUCAGCCGAAGGAUCCUAAAGCGCACCGGUUCCUCGGGCAGCUGUUCGAGCGGGACGGGGAAACGGACAAAGCUGUGGGAUGUUAUAAGCAUUCAUUUGAUCUGAAUCCGGCUCAGUCAGACCUGGUUCUGAAGCUGGCGGAGCUGCUGUGCGGGAAACCGGAGCCUGACAACCGGGCCGAGUACUGGGUGGAGAAAGCUGCCAAGCUGCUGCCGGGACAUCCCAACGUCUUCAACCUGAGGGAGAAGCUUCUGAGCACACGAGGACAGAACGGCUCCAUCCAGCUGUACGAGCUGCUUCAGUCUGAGCUCAAGCUGCGGCCCGACGACUCCGACAUCAAUGGCCGGCUGGUGCGUCUGUACAGCGCAGACGGCCGGCACGAGGAGGCGGUGAAGCACUGUCUGGAGGUGGAGAAGACCGGCCUUCUGAGGGACCGUCUGGAGUGGUACGAGCUUCUGGUCAGCACCCUUCAGGAGUAUCUCUGCUGGCCGAGCGUGGCGUCGAAUGAGCAGGCGUCACGCAAGUUUCACAAGGAGCUACUGCUGGCGCUCUGCAGCCGCGUCCGACUGACGCUGAAGGAGAAGAGCUGCAAGGAGAGUGCUGAUGCUCUCUGGAGCUUGGACCGUGCGAUGCAGUCUCUGAAGAACACGGCCACGAACACUCUGGACGAGCUGUCGGAGGUGUUCACGGAGACGAGGGCUCAGCUGUACCUGUACGCCGGGACGCUGCUGCUGAAGACUGCGCAGGACGGGGCGCAGCAGUGGAGGGCCGUGCGGGAUUUAGCGGCUGUCUGUUACCUCGUGGCCUAUCAGGCUCCGAGACCCAAAGUCAAGAGUUUGAAAGGUGAGCAGGCGUCCCAUGAGCCUUUGGAGCUGCUGGCCUCGGACCGCCAGAGUCAGGCGGGUCACAUGCUGUUGAAUCUGAGCCGGGACGUGGAGCAGCUGCUGAAGGAGGUGGUGGAGGCAUUCAGGAACCGGAAUGGGCCCAGUCUUCUGUUCGACAUGCUCUUCGGCUCACAGGAGCACGACCAGCUCUCCUUCAUCUGCAACAACGAGAUGCACAUGGUCAGCACACACGCGCCCAGCACCGACGAUCUGGCCAAGUGGGACAGUGGUGCGGUGCUGCUGCACGCGGGCGAUCUUCAGCACCUGGCGUGGCUCGGCCUGCAGUGGGCGCUGAUGGAGCAGAGUGUCAGCCUGCAGCGCUGGCUCAAGCAGCUCUUCCCUCGCCUCACGCUCGAGACCUCCAAACUAGACACCAACUCACCCGAGUCCAUCUGCCUGCUCGACCUGGAGGUGUUCUUGUGUGGCGUUGUGUUCAGCAGUCAGACGCAGCUGCAGGAGACGGCACGGAUGGCCUCGUGCUCCUCACCGCAUCAGCCCCGGUGUUUGCCUCUGCACAUCAUCAGGCUCCUGUCCUCCGCCAAGCAGCGCGAGUGGUGGGACGCCGUCUACCGCCUGAUCCACAAGAAAGCGCUGCCUGGGACGCUGGCUAAACUGCGGAUGCUGGUUCAGCACGGUCUCGGCACGCUGCGCGCCGGAGAGAAACACAGCCUUCAGCCGGCGCUGCUCAUCCACUGGGCUCAGCAUCUCACUGAUGUGGCGGAACGGGUGAAGGACUAUGCAGGCCGCGGUGUACACUACUGGAAAGUUGUGUUUCCCUUGCUUGAGAAAAUCCGAAACAAACGCAUUAUUCCUGAACCUCCGGAGCCGAUGUUCAUGCACUUUCACAGUAAAGACAUACAGCCUUCUCAAGUGCGAGUAUAUGAGGAAGAGGCCGCCAUAAGCUCUGCCACACUGCUUGACAUCGAGGGCAACACCGACGAGGCGAUCGCAAAGCUGGAGAAGCUCAACAGCACCUCGUCUAACUGGCAUCUUGCUAAGAUCUAUCAGAGGCUGUCGGAGGAGGCGGCAAACGGGAUGGAGGAGACGCAGGGCAGGUGCACCAACUUCCUCCUGCAGUUCAGGAAAUACCUGACAAAGAUUUAUCAGGCCAGUCCAGAAGACAUGGACAAGUUGCCUGUGUCUAUGGAGAAUGUGAUGGAUAUGCUGAACAAGGUCAACCAGCAGCUUGCAGAAGAUGACGAGCGGGAUGAAGAUCAUGUGGACUAUCCGCUGACGUCCAGCCCCGGUCAGCCCACUGAGCCACAUGUGAAGUUCUCCACUCCGUCUCCAUCCAAAAGUGCCACGUCUCCAUCUAAAAGAUCCAUGUUCUCGCCCAAAACGACUCCUUUCUGGGCCGAGGACCAAAAGUCCCUCCUGCAGAUGCUGUGCCAGCAGGUCGAGUCCUUGAAGAAUGAGGUUCAUGACCUGCGCCUUAAUUCCCCUGAAGCGACAGCAUCCUCAUAUAGGAUGCCCAGAGAUAAUUAUCCUGCAGAAGGACGUCAGGAAGGAUUUCCUGGAGCGCAGGCGUUCUAUGGUGCUCCUCCUACUGUUGCCACUACAGGUCCCUCUGCGUACUACAACCAGUCUCCAGCAUAUAAUUCACAGUAUCUUCUACGCACUGCUGCAAAUGUUACACCAACAAAGGGCCCAGUUUACGGGAUGAAUCGUCUUCCUCCACAGCAGCAUAUGUAUGCCUACCAACAAUCAACACACACACCACCUCUUCAGUCAACUCCUGCAUGCAUAUAUCCUCAAGAGCAGGUCUUUGGUGCUCCCAUCCGGUUUGAGUCACCAGCUACAUCCUUACUCUCCCCAUACAGUGAAGAGUAUUAUGGUCACAAUUUUCCUCAACCUACAGUCAAUCCAACAUUACCAGAGCCUGGAUAUUUCACUAAGCCAUGUGUCGAUACAUCCACGCAGCCAUCCAAGAGCAGUGAAAACAAGGCUGUUGACCCCAAGAUGAGUCUUGGGUCGCAGUUCACAGGUGAACCUCCUAAGGUUCCAAACUUUGGGGGGGUUGCCGGUGCCCUAUCAACAUCAGCAACAACUGCAUUCAAGUUCAACUCCAAUUUCAAGUCCAAUUAUGGUGAUUUUACCUUUUCCUUAGCUCAGAUGAAAAAUAGUGAAAGCCUCUUGGGACUUCUGACGUCAGAUAUUCCUCCCAAAGCGGAAGGACCAUCAGAACCGAAACAUCAGACCCAAGAGCAUCCGCCUAGCCAAAGUGGAGUCUUUACUUUUGGAAGUAAAAGUGCCACAGGGUUUUCAUUCACCGAUGCUGCUCAGAGCAAAAUUAAUAUUUUUGGCAACACUGACCAAAGAUUUAGCUUUGCAAGUGGAACCAAACCUGUAUUAGGAAAUCCAGAGGCUCGGGAAGAGAAAAGCGGGGAAAGUGAUAAUGAUAGCACCCAUGUGGAAGAGGAAGAGGAUGGACCUCAUUUUGAGCCCAUUGUGCCUCUUCCUGAUAAGGUUGAUGUGAAAACGGGUGAGGAGGAGGAAGAUGAGAUGUUCUGCAAGAGGGCAAAACUCUUCCGGUUCGACCCUGAGACUAAAGAAUGGAAAGAGAGGGGCAUUGGAAGUUUCAAAAUUCUAAAACACAGAACAUCCGGGAAAGUUCGUCUGUUGAUGAGGAGGGAACAGGUUCUCAAAAUCUGUGCUAAUCACUAUAUCACUGCAGAUAUGGUCCUCAAACCAAAUGCUGGAUCUGACAAGUCCUGGGUGUGGUAUGCUAUGGACUAUGCAGAUGAAAUGCCCAAGACUGAGCAGUUGGCCAUUCGUUUUAAAACCGCGGAUGAGGCCACACUGUUUAAAUUCAAAUUUGAGGAGGCUCAAAAAUUAAUUCUAGAGUCCCCACAAGGCCAACAAAUGGAAAAUAAAUAUGAAACUCCGAAGCCUCAGGUUUCAUCCAAAGAAAUGGAUCUUAAAACACUGUUUUCCAAGAAGACGGGUGAAUGGGACUGCGAUGUGUGCUGUGUAAGAAAUGCUCCCACAUCUGCAGUGUGUGUUGCCUGCAACAGUGCAGCUCCUUCUACAGCGAAGAACAAACCUGUAGUGUCCCCACAUGGUCAACAGUUGAAAAAGAAAUGUGAAACUCCAAAGCCUCAGGUUUCAUCCAAAGAAAUGGAUCUUAAAACACUGUUUUCGAAGAAGCAGGGUGAAUGGGACUGCGAUGUGUGCUGUGUAAGAAACGCUCCCACAUCUGCAGUGUGUGUUGCCUGCAACAGUGCAGCUCCUUCUACAGCGAAGAACAAACCUGUAGUGUCCCCACAUGGUCAACAGUUGAAAAAGAAAUGUGAAACUCCAAAGCCUCAGGUUUCAUCCAAAGAAAUGGAUCUUAAAACACUGUUUUCGAAGAAGCAGGGUGAAUGGGACUGUGAUGUGUGCUGUGUAAGAAACGCUCCCACAUCUGCAGUGUGUGUUGCCUGCAACAGUGCAGCUCCUUCUACAGCAAAGAACAAACCUGUAGAGGAACUUAAAGGCUCUGCGCCUGUGGCUCCUCCUGCGCAAUUGUUUUCUUUUGGACUUACUGGAGACACUGAUGUCAGCUCAAAGGGUUUAGCAUUUGGAUCUCAAAUACCAGUUUCUUUUCAAUUUGGAUCAAAUGAUUCUGCAGUAACCUCUGUUGACCUUGCAGCUCAGGCUGAUGAGAAAACUAUUCGGGCUGAUGCACCACAACAUGCAAAAGUGUCAGCAACUCCAGUUUUCCCUGGUUUUGGCUCUCAAUUUGUUAAGAAAGAAGGUCAAUGGGACUGUGACUCCUGCUUAGUGAGGAAUGAUGCUUCAGCAACUGAUUGCGUUUCUUGCAAAGCCCCCUGCAAAAAAAAUGGACAUUGGGAUUGUGACACUUGCCUGGUAAGAAAUGAAGGUACAGCUAGGCAGUGUGUUUCAUGUCAGGCAGCAAACCCAUAUAUGAAAGGCAAGACCUCUACUUCACCAUCAAGUUCCUCUUCUUCAUUCAGUUUUGGUAGUUCUAGCAAGCAACCUGCUGCAACAGGAUUUACUGCCACUUUAAAUCCAGGUCCUGCUUUUCAGUUUGGUACAAGUAAGGAAAAAGCAUCCUCAGAAGGUUUUAAGUUUGUAGAGUCCUCUACAUCUCAGGCUGAUAAGUCAAGCAGUUCAAAUUUUUCGUUUUCCAUGCCAGUGCCCGCUGGUGGUUUCAAGUUUGGGAUUGCAGAAUCUGAGGCAAACGCAUCAGACGGACAGUCACAAAAUGGAUCUGCAUCUGACCUCCUAAAAAAUAUUGCUGAACUUCACAGAGAGAAGGAAAAAGAAGCAAUCCCAAGUUCCUCAAAUGAGCUCGUAGACACUGGUAGCCACGAUAAUAAUCCCCUCCUUACCGGUAAGCCUAAUUCCUUUGGUUUCGCAGAAUUGGCUAAUUCUUCACAGGGUAGUUUUCAGUUCGGCCAGAAGGAUAUUGCUGAACUUCACAGAGAGAAGGAAAAAGAGGCAAUCCCAAAUUCCUCAGAUGAGCCCUUAGAUACUGGUAGCCACGAUAAUAAUCCCCUCCUUACCGGUAAGCCUAAUUCCUUUGGUUUCGAAGAAUUGGCAAAUUCUUCACAGGGUAGUUUUCAGUUCGGCCAGAAGGAUAUUGCUGAACUUCACAGAGAGAAGGAAAAAGAGGCAAUCCCAAGUUCCUCAGAUGAGCCCUCAGAUACUGGUAGUCACGAUAAUAAUCCCCUCCUUACCGGUAAGCCUAAUUCCUUUGGUUUCGCAGAAUUGGCAAAUUCUUCACAGGGUAGUUUUCAGUUCGGCCAGAAGGAUAUUGCUGAACUUCACAGAGAGAAGGAAAUAGAAGCAAUCCCAAGUUCCUCAGAUGAGCUCGUAGACACUGGUAGCCACGAUAAUAAUCCCCUCCUUACCGGUAAGCCUAAUUCCUUUGGUUUCGCAGAAUUGGCAAAUUCUUCACAGGGUAGUUUUCAGUUCGGCCAGAAGGAUAUUGCUGAACUUCACAGAGAGAAGGAAAAAGAGGCAAUCCCAAGUUCCUCAGAUGAGCCCUCAGAUACUGGUAGUCACGAUAAUAAUCCCCUCCUUACCGGUAAGCCUAAUUCCUUUGGUUUCGCAGAAUUGGCAAAUUCUUCACAGGGUAGUUUUCAGUUCGGCCAGAAGGAUAUUGCUGAACUUCACAGAGAGAAGGAAAAAGAGGCAAUCCCAAGUUCCUCAGAUGAGCCCUCAGAUACUGGUAGUCACGAUAAUAAUCCCCUCCUUACCGGUAAGCCUAAUUCCUUUGCUUUCGCAGAAUUGGCUAAUUCUUCACAGGGUAGUUUUCAGUUCGGCCAGAAGGAUAUUGCUGAACUUCACAGAGAGAAGGAAAAAGAGGCAAUCCCAAAUUCCUCAGAUGAGCCCUUAGAUACUGGUAGCCACGAUAAUAAUCCCCUCCUUACCGGUAAGCCUAAUUCCUUUGGUUUCGAAGAAUUGGCAAAUUCUUCACAGGGUAGUUUUCAGUUCGGCCAGAAGGAUAUUGCUGAACUUCACAGAGAGAAGGAAAAAGAAGCAAUCCCAAGUUCCUCAGAUGAGCUCGUAGACACUGGUAGCCACGAUAAUAAUCCCCUCCUUACCGGUAAGCCUAAUUCCUUUGGUUUCGCAGAAUUGGCUAAUUCUUCACAGGGUAGUUUUCAGUUCGGCCAGAAGGAUAUUGCUGAACUUCACAGAGAGAAGGAAAAAGAGGCAAUCCCAAGUUCCUCAGAUGAGCCCUCAGAUACUGGUAGUCACGAUAAUAAUCCCCUCCUUACCGGUAAGCCUAAUUCCUUUGGUUUCGCAGAAUUGGCUAAUUCUUCACAGGGUAGUUUUCAGUUCGGCCAGAAGGAUAUUGCUGAACUUCACAGAGAGAAGGAAAAAGAGGCAAUCCCAAGUUCCUCAGAUGAGCCCUCAGAUACUGGUAGCCACGAUAAUAAUCCCCUCCUUACCGGUAAACCUAAUUCCUUUGGUUUCGCAGAAUUGGCAAAUUCUUCACAGGGUAGUUUUCAGUUUGGCCAGGAGGAUCCCACUUUCAAAGGCUUUGCAGGGGCUGGCCAGCAGCUGUUUACAGCCAUUAAUUCCACCUCCAAGACAGACACCUCUGCUGAUCAAGAAGAUGAAAUGUGCAAAACAAAGGAUAAUGACGAUAUUCAGUUUGAGCCAGUUGUUCAGAUGCCUGAAAAGGUUGACCUUGUGACAGGGGAAGAAGAUGAGAAAAACUUCUAUUCACAGAAUACAAGAGCACAAGAGCUUGCAGAAGAGUCCAAGCAAACAUUUGAGGAGAGUCACCGGCUGCUAUUGGAUAUUCCUUUACAGACCCCUCACAAGCUUGUGAAUACUGGCAGGACGGCCCAACUUAUACAGAAAGACUCUGAGGUCACACUAGUGUGGGAGAAGCAGCCGACUGCAGACGAGGAGCAGAGAGCCAGACGCCUGAAGCUGCCGCCCACCUUCCUCUGCGGCGUCAGCAGCGACUCCGACUCCGAGCGACCCGGCGACUUCAGCGCAGAGCUACACACACUGCAGCACGCUCAGGUGAAGCCGAAGCCUUCCCAUGAUGCAGCAGCGGAAGAGCCUCCCGUGGACGGCAGCAUUGACCCCAUUGACCUCUCCACGAAGAGGAGCAGCAAGAGCGAGUCCAGCUCCACUGCAGGUCUUCCUUUUGCAUUUGAGAGUCUGCUUUCAUUUGCAGAAUUGGCAAAGACUUCAGGACAAUCUGCUUUUGGCAAAAAAGAUGGAGAUUUUGCGUGGUCAAACGCCGGCGCCACGGUCUUUGGUAGUGCACCAGCGCGAGAGGGUUUAACGGGAGGGCGGUCCAUCUACGGAGGGAAGUUUGAGGACGAGAACUUCGACGUGAGGCACACGGGCCCGGGACUGCUGUCCAUGGCCAACCGCGGCAGAGACACCAACACCUCGCAGUUCUUCAUCACACUCAAGAAAGCAGAACACCUGGACUUCAAGCACGUGGCUUUCGGCUUCGUCAAAGAAGGCAUGGAUGUGGUGAAGAGAAUAGCAGAGCUGGGCAGUAAGGACGGCAAACCCACUAAAGCCAUCACCGUCUCAGACUGUGGACAGUUGUAAACUUUUCUACGUUUGGCAAACUUCUGUUCAUGUGGGAAAUG